This is a messenger RNA of Camelina sativa (false flax), 1612 nucleotides long. RefSeq names its product serine carboxypeptidase-like 35. NCBI's taxonomy places the organism in Eukaryota, Viridiplantae, Streptophyta, Magnoliopsida, Brassicales, Brassicaceae. Gene Ontology annotation, biological process: proteolysis. The record is from RefSeq and is a predicted model, not a curated record. Gene Ontology annotation, cellular component: vacuole. Gene Ontology annotation, molecular function: serine-type carboxypeptidase activity.
AAAAAAAAAAAGAAAGAGAAAGCGUUUGGCGAUGAAGAUCAAGAACGCACUUUGGCUACUGUGCGUUCUGGUGUUACCGGCGAUAACCUGUGGUAUGAGACCGGAGAAGAAGGCAACGGCUUCAUCCGGGAGGAAAGAAGAUGACCUGGUAACCGGUUUGCCCGGUCAGCCACCAGUUAACUUCAAACACUACGCCGGGUACGUGAAUCUGGGACCUGAACAGAAGCAGAAGGCGCUUUUCUAUUGGUUCUUCGAAGCUCAACAAAACUCUUCUCGUCGUCCUCUCGUCCUUUGGCUCAACGGAGGACCAGGGUGCUCAUCAAUAGCUUAUGGAGCUGCACAAGAACUAGGCCCUUUCCUUGUCCACACCAACAGUUCCAACCUUACCUACAAUGAUUUCUCUUGGAACAAAGAGGCUAAUAUGCUGUUCUUGGAAGCCCCGGUUGGGGUUGGGUUCUCGUAUACCAAUAACUCAAUGGAUCUUCAGAAGCUUGGAGAUAAAGUUACCGCUGCUGACUCUCUUGUCUUCUUGAUUAAUUGGUUCAUGAAAUUCCCUGAGUUCCGAUCCAACGAGUUUUACAUCUCCGGGGAGAGUUACGCCGGUCAUUAUGUUCCUCAGCUUGCGGAGGCAAUUUACGACAGGAACAAGAAGGUUACAAAAGACUCUCACAUCAAUCUCAAGGGUUUCAUGAUAGGGAACGCGGUGAUCAAUGAGGCAACAGACAUGGUAGGACUAGUGGACUACGCAUGGAGCCACGCUAUAAUAUCGGACGAGGUCCACACCAACAUCCAUGGCUCGUGCCGUUUCGAAGAAGAAACCACCAACAAGACUGAACAAUGCUACAACAAUUUCAAAGGGUUCAUGGAUGCUUACUCUGAUAUCGACAUAUACAGCAUCUACACUCCCGUUUGCCUAUCCUCGUCUUCUACAAGAAAACCUAAAAUCGUUGUGUCUCCUCGCCUCCUUACUUCGGACGACAUGUGGGACACGUUGCCGGCCGGGUACGAUCCAUGCACUGAAGGCUAUGCGGAAAAUUAUUUUAACCGGAAAGAUGUGCAGGUCGCACUCCAUGCCAACGUAACAAACCUUCCUUAUCCGUACAGUCCUUGCAGCGACGUCAUAAGGAAAUGGAAUGAUGCUCCAUCCACCAUGAUUCCCAUCAUCCAGAAGCUUUUGACGGGUGGCCUCCGCAUCUGGAUCUAUAGCGGAGAUACGGAUGGUAGAGUUCCAGUAACAUCAACGCGUUACAGCAUAAAAAAGAUGGGACUAAAGGUGGAGUUACCGUGGAGGUCAUGGUUCGACAAGAGUCAAGUAGCUGGAUGGGUUGAGACUUAUGCCGGAGGACUAACUUUUGUCACGGUGAGAGGAGCCGGUCACCAGGUUCCGGCCUUUGCUCCGUCGCAAUCUCUCUCCUUAUUCUCCCACUUCCUUUCUUCAGUCCCCUUGCCUCCAAAACGUUUCUGAUGAUCAACUAAAAACGCCAAGUCAUGGCAAGUUGUUGUUGUUUUGGAACCUUUGGUACUUUUACACAUGCAAUUGAUUUGAUAACUUUCAAUUCAUGAUGAAUAAACGAUUUUCAUUUUCGUUAUCAAAUUUCACUAAAUAUAUAUA